This is a messenger RNA of Anopheles coluzzii, 3386 nucleotides long. Its product is annotated as leucine-rich repeat neuronal protein 2-like. The transcript has 5 exons. The record is from RefSeq and is a predicted model, not a curated record. Bases 1674 to 3257 code for a protein of 527 amino acids. Gene Ontology annotation, molecular function: protein binding. Gene Ontology annotation, cellular component: extracellular matrix. NCBI's taxonomy places the organism in Eukaryota, Metazoa, Arthropoda, Insecta, Diptera, Culicidae.
CCAAUUCAACUUGGCGCUAGAGAGGGCCAUCUGUGACUCGAGGGUGGAGACUACGGGAACCAUCUUCUAUAAGUCAACCCAGAUGCUGGCAUACGCUGAUGAUAUAGACAUCAUUGGUCUGCAGCUUUUCUAUGUAGCAGAAGCCUACCAAGGGAUCGAGCAGGUGGCAGAGAACCUCGGAUUUCAGAUAAACGAGGCAAAGACCUAAGUUAUGGUGGCAACAUCACUGACCCUACCAAUAAAUAAUCAAAAUUUACGUAGGCGUGACGUGCAGAUAGGUGAACGCACUUUUGAAGUCGUUUCACAGUUCACCUAUCUCGGGUCAAAGGUCCGAACCCGAGUUCGGUGGUCGGGUCACCAACGAAUAGCAUGGUAGUUGAGUUGUGCGUAAGGUUGCUGGCUGCCCACUGGUCAUUCUACAGCCUGAAAAAUCAGUUCACCUUAAAAAACCUGUCGUGACGGACGAAGAUGGGACUAAAUAAAGCACCUAUAUAGUACCGGUACUCACAUACGCCUCUGAGACAUGGACACUGUCCAAAUCUGACGAAACCCUCUUAGCCGCGUUCGAGAGGAAGCCGUUCAGAAGAAUUCUUGGCCCCGUAUGUGUGGAAGGACAAUGGAGGAGCCGUUAUAACGACGAGUUAUACGAGAUGUACGGCGACCUCACCAGUGGACUGGCCAUGUUGUAACGCAUGGAAACGGACGACCUAUCCCAUAAGCUCUUUUUAGGCCGUCCACGAGGACAGAGGAGGCGUGAGCGGUUUCGGACACUCCUGCGGCAGGCCAAGACCUUAAAGCGGUUGUAGCGCCGGAUAAUGAAUGAUGCACUAUACGAGUCGGCACGUCACUACGCUACGGUUUUCUAUGAGAGUUUUAGAUACUGACCAAAUUUAUUGUACAACCUGGACAUUAACACCUACAGUUAACUCUAAUUUAGGAAUUAUGUUUCCAUUAUAAUUCAACGACAAAAUGCAUGAUCGCAUGGGAUCUCGAGGCUGAUAAACGAUCGCACUUAUAUAGCAUUAAAAAACUCGUUCACACUCAAACAUCAAUUGAGCUUUUUUCUACUUCUACACCAAAAGAAUCUCCAAAUGGAAGUGUAAAUAACAAACUUCCGAUUCGCCCUGAAACCUUUCUUAAGUUCAACUUUAUGAAUAACUAAUGUGCCAACAGCUGCACUCGGAGGAGCGCACCGACAAGCGCCAUCGCAACACCGUAACAAAAAAGGUCAGUGUUCCGGCCACUGCCAACCGAUCGUUUCACGCUUGGGACUCGCGGGGCUAUAGUCAGUGAGUGAGUGUGUGCCCGCGCGCGCGCUCCCGCGAGAGUGUUGCUCGAGACACACGCGUGGUAAGAAACAGCAUAAAUGCUAGACUGACCUUCGGCUUAAAGAUUGGAGUUGGUGAGAGGGGGAGAAAGGGGGUGGGAAAAGUGCCUCGUAGGAAUUAUUAUUUUUUUAUGAGUAUAGAACUCAUACUACCCGUUAUCGUUAUCACGUUGAUAUGAUAACACAGCUGUCCGAGGCCUCGAGUCGAGCCUUGUUCGCGCGCAGUUGGUAGUGAGUGCGCGUAGCUGAUUGAUUGGAUUUCUACGUUCGGGAGAGCUCAGCCUUAAUGUGUGCAUUGUGGCAUUGUUGUGCUUAGUACUGAUUGCGUUUCUAAGCACCUAAAAGUAUGGCUCGAAGAACGCCCAAACACUUUCAGGUGGGACGGUGGUUGGUUCAGUUGUGGCUAAUGAGCGGUCUAAUGAUGCCGGUAAUUGUGUACGCGUCCGAUGAGCCGCUGCAAACGGCAAAAGUGUGUCAGUAUAUGCAGUGCACUGUUAGUGACAACGAUGGCGCGCAAGUGCGGCUACGGUUUAAUCACACCAUGUGGAAACAAUACAGCGGAUCGUUCAAUCAAGAGUUCGACUUUACCAGCUGGAGCUGGUCCGAGCUUGAUAGUGUGGCGGAAGCGAACCCCACGCUGGAGGUCACUUUCAAUGGCUUAGAAGUGCCGCACGUCGAUAUUCUGCAGGGACAUGACGGCGUGGUCAGCUUGAAUCUGGACGAAAAUCAAAUAACCGCGAUGGAGGCUGAAGCGUUUGUCAAUUUCAAAAUGUUGACCGUGCUGUCAUUACGCAGAAACAUGAUAACAGCGGUGAAUGAGUUAUUUUACCUGCCCAACAAACUCCAACGGCUGGAUUUAUCGAACAACUGGAUCAGCGAAAUCAAAGGCUUCAAAUCAUUCACCUGGGGUGAGCUAAGGCAUCUCAACCUCUCGCACAAUCGCAUCGAGUCGCUGCGCACCGAGCUGUCCAAGCUCGAUGCACUGGACACACUGGACUUGUCUCACAACUCCAUCAAGAAAGUUGACAGCAAACCUAUCAUACUGUCCCGAUCGCUGCGCAGGUUACUUCUCGAUCACAACAAGUUCACCGCGUGGCCGUUCGAUUCGCUACCGGAUACGUUGGUUGAGCUUUCCCUGAGCUUUAACGAGCUCGAAACGACAAAAGAGGGCCACUAUGUACGAUAUCUGGAUCUAUCGAGCAAUCGAUUGGCGAGCUUUUGUGGACACUGUUACCCAGCGCUCGAGGAGUUAGACUUGUCGGGCAACUAUUUCGACACCAUACCUAAGCUGAGCAAUGCAACAGGCAACAGCAUCCGGAAGGUUUCCUUCAACCGAAUGCCACACUUACAGUCCGUGGAGAAGACUGCUUUCGAAGGAGCGGCAAAUCUGCAAGAGAUUGAGAUUUCCUUUUGUCCUCGACUUUCCUACAUUGAGCCACACGCGUUCACUGAUCUUAAGCAAUUGAAAAGGCUUGAUCUCAGUUACAACGCACUACAGCAGGUGCCGGAAGAUAUGGUCCACUGGAAGCAGAUCACCCAAGGUGUCGAUCUGCAGGGUAAUCCGUUUAACUGCAACUGCUCGAUGCAGUGGUUCGUGAGCAAAGUCAUCCCGGCGAUGCAUUCCAAUCGCGAGCUACACAAACUAUUCCCCAAGCUGCGCUGCGCUGAACCGCCUAUGUACAAAGACUAUCUAUUGGUUUAUCUAACCGUGCACGACAAUUUACUUUGCCGCAAGUAUCGUGAAAUGGAUCUGCCCGGCAUGGAGCAGGUGUUACAGUUGAUGCGAGAUCAUCGACAGAUGCAGAUGGUGAGGGCACAGAAAAUUAUACUGGCCUGCCUGAUUGUCGGUAUCAUUGCGAUGAGUCUCUACUUGGCGUACCUUAAGCUCAAUCGGCCUCGGUACCGGGUAAGACCGAUCUACUACCAGUGAGUGUUCAAAGAUUAUAGCGUUUAACUGCAAGGGCGCAAGCAUGACAAAUCUUAACUUUCGUUAGCUUUAAGUCGUAAACAAUACAAUCUUACCGAAACUAAUACACGAAGCACACGUGAUAUAAGAAGA